Erinaceus europaeus (western European hedgehog) is the source of this 1206-nucleotide messenger RNA. Its product is annotated as olfactory receptor 10AD1-like. Lineage: Eukaryota; Metazoa; Chordata; Mammalia; Eulipotyphla; Erinaceidae. Gene Ontology annotation, biological process: G protein-coupled receptor signaling pathway. Gene Ontology annotation, cellular component: membrane. The transcript is spliced from 3 exons. The record is from RefSeq and is a predicted model, not a curated record. The coding region runs from base 1 to 1206 and encodes 401 amino acids. Gene Ontology annotation, molecular function: G protein-coupled receptor activity; olfactory receptor activity.
AUGGUAGAAGGAAGACAGGCUUAUAAAUCCUACAUUCUCCUUGGGAAAUCUUCACUCUACAAGCAGCAGCCAGUUGACAGUUUUCAUUUUACGUGUUUAAUUUCAAAAUCAUUCCGUCGCCGUUAUAAAAUAUCUGAAGAGGGACAAGGGAAAGCCAAGAGAAGCGGAAUAGUGCACGCCGAGGUCUGGAUCUGGGGCCUUACAAAACUACAGCAGGUUUGGGGCAAAGCUGUAUUUGGAGUGUCCAGAGCUGCAGACCUCAGGAACAGCAGCACCAUCACAGAGUUCGUCCUGGUAGGCUUUGAGCACAGCUCCCCUUCCACCCGGGCCUUGCUCUUUGCCCUCUUCCUAGCCCUCUACAGCCUCGCCAUGGCCAUGAAUAGCCUCAUCAUCUUCAUCACGUGGACAGACCCCAGGCUCAACAGCCCCAUGUACUUCUUCCUCGGCCACCUGUCCUUCCUGGAUGUCUGCUUCAUCACCACCACCAUCCCCCAGAUGCUGAUCCACCUGGUGACCAAGAACCACACCGUCUCCUUUGCCACCUGCCUGACCCAGAUGUACCUGGUCUUCUGUGCGGGUGUGGCGGAGUGCAUCCUCCUGGCCUUCAUGGCCUACGACCGGUAUGUUGCCAUCUGCCACCCGCUCAACUAUGCCCAGAUCAUGAGCCGGCAGGUCUGUGUGAGGCUGGUAAGUACUGCCUGGGUCUUUGGCAUGAUCAAUGGCAUCUUUCUUGAGUAUGUAUCAUUCCGGAAUCCCUUCUGCAGAGACAACCAUAUAGAAAACUUCUUCUGUGAGGCCCCCAUAGUCAUCGCUCUGUCCUGUGGAGACCACCAGUUCAUCAUGAAGAUGAUCUUCGCUGAUGCCAUAGUGGUGCUGCUCAGCCCCAUGGCGCUCAUCGUAAUCUCCUAUGCCCUCAUCCUGGCCUCCAUCCUUGGCAGAGCCUCCUCCUCGGGUCGAGGGAAGACCUUCUCCACGUGUGCCUCCCACCUCACCGUGGUCAUUCUUCUGUACACCUCAGCCAUGUUCUCCUACAUGAACCCCCGCAGCACACACGGGCCUGACAAAGACAAGCCUUUCUCCCUGCUCUACACCAUCAUCACCCCCAUGUGCAACCCCAUCAUCUACAGUUUUAGGAACAGAGAGAUGAAGGGGGCCAUGGUGAGGGCCCUUGGGAGGGCAGGCCUGGCCCAGGCAGAGUCUGUCUAG